Molecule: messenger RNA, 732 nt
Organism: Alternaria hordeiaustralica
Lineage: Eukaryota; Fungi; Ascomycota; Dothideomycetes; Pleosporales; Pleosporaceae
Exons: 2
Coding region: 1-732 (243 amino acids)
Source: RefSeq, a predicted model, not a curated record
AUGGCAGAAGGUCUCGCCGCCAUUGGUCUCGCCGGAAACAUCAUCCAGUUCAUCUCAUUCAGUUUUGUGCUGCUGUCAAAAUCCAGGGAACUACAUCAGUCCGCAUCAGGCGCUUUGAAUGAGCAUGUCGACCUUACUAUCGUAUCCCAGGACAUCAGUGCUCUCAGUACUAGAAUAACUUCAAACGCAGCCUCGCCAUCGCGACUUUGCGACAUCGCCAAACGCUGCAACAUUAUUGCUGAGGAACUUCUGGAUGCAGUUUCUGAACUGCAGCACAAGCAGAAUGGGACGCGAUCUGCAACAGCAACAACGAGUGACAACCAGAUCCAGCUCAUCGACCUUUUGGAAGACUGGAAAAAGAAAAAUGUGCAGACAGGCUAUGGUAUGACAUCACAAAUACAAGCUUUGGACAGCCAGCUCCAAGCCACCCAGCAGCGCAUCUCGGACCUCCACGGUGAUACUUUCUGGAAGAAACUCCAUGAUCGAUUCUCUCAACUGUCUUCGGAGGUUCAUCGGGCAUCUCAGUGUCAUAUGAUCAUUGCGAGCCUUCGCUAUGAGUGUAUGCAUAUACGACAAAGCGCCAUCAGAGAUGCCCACCAAAGGACCUUUGCCUGGAUGUAUAAUGACAGUGUUCCCGAUACUCGUGUUUCGAACUCGAACAUUCGGUUCGCACACUGGCUGCAAAACGGCAGUGGGAUUUACUGGGUUACAGGAAAGCCAGGUGAGUUCUAG